Messenger RNA from Conger conger (European conger), 2721 nucleotides. RefSeq names its product centrosomal protein 72 (gene cep72). Gene Ontology annotation, molecular function: protein binding. The record is from RefSeq and is a predicted model, not a curated record. Lineage: Eukaryota; Metazoa; Chordata; Actinopteri; Anguilliformes; Congridae. The coding region runs from base 166 to 2040 and encodes 624 amino acids. The transcript has 14 exons.
AGUCCAUUAUUUUUACUGCUGGAAAAACAGUUUGGGUAAUCUGGUCUAGCUAGCUAAAGCUGGCUAAGUGAAGCUAACUUACUGCUGGGCACGAACAGUUAUGUUUAGUUAGCUAAACGUAAACAAAGCAAUACAUAGCAGCAUUUAUAGAGAACACUGACAAUCAUGACACCAAACCUAUUCAUACGAGUGGACAUCAAAUCUCUGUGUCUCCCGGGGUCAUACGAGGGGAAAAUCCGUCACCUUGGAAACUCUCUGAAGAACUUUGCCCGCCUGAAAGUCUUGGACCUUUCGCACAAUGUUAUUUUUUCUGUGGAGGGUCUGCUGCACUUGAAGAUGCUGGAGCAUCUGAACCUGUACUACAACAAAAUUGCUUCCCUUAGGGAAGUCCUACUCCUGCGUAAGAUGAAGGCGCUGAAAGAGCUGGACCUCCGGCUGAAUCCCGUGGUGAAGAACUGUGUUGACUACCGUCUCCACCUUGUGUAUACGCUGGCUAAUCUGCGCUUGCUUGAUGACUGCCCGGUCCGAGAUUGCGAGAGGAAGGCAUCCCUGCAGCAUUUUUCCUGUCAGACAGUGGUUGAAUGUCAGCGGAUGCCCUGUUCUGUGUCAGAUACGGUGAAUUACAGUAGCAGUCAGGCCAGGAUGACUUCAGUGAACCGACUAACCCGGAAGCCCUCCAUCCUUGAGCACUCUGAUGACGCAGUCCUAAACCUGGUUGUCAAGAGCAACUGGGAUCUGACCAAACCACCAGCCCUCACUGGUUCCACCAAUAAGAAGCUGGAAUCAGAGCUGUAUCCCUUGCUGGAUAACCUUGGGAUAGGUGAGCACAGGUCUGAAAGCGCACCGCCUCCAAUGCAGGAUAUGAAUAAAUCCAUCCUGAGGCAUCCUGAAGGCCUCAGAGACCGGCACCAGACACACUCCAGUGUGCAGUCUCCAAAGGGUGGGGCCUUCUAUAAGAGCACCGGUUCAGUGAGAGUCAGCGAGGGCCUGAGGGUCUCGUUCGUCGAUGCCAAGAAGAUCCGAGGCCACACUGGGUCUGAGAAGGAGAGGCUCAACAGAUUCCCUGCCAAAGGGAACUUCACCCCAAACCCUGGAGGCCCUGUUUCCCCACUGCCUCCCCACGCGUCCACUUUAACAAGCCAUCCUCCCAGCCCUGCCGCCACUGACCGCAGUACCCAGAAUGCCCCGCUUCUUCCCCCUCCCCCCAGACUCCCCCCAGACUCUCAAAGCCCCCUGGUCCUGGUCAGCCCCCCCAUGGAAAGGGCUGUCCCACCCAAAGAGAACUCCACCAAGCAGCAACUGCAGAAUUCUGGUCCCAAGGAAACCUACAGAAGACCCCUAGAGUUGUUGCUUGGUCUAGUAGACAGACACUGGGAUGGCAAGAGGUCUCUGCAACACAACCAAAGAUUCCUCUCUCAGGCCAUUGAGGUACUCUGUACAAUGAAGCAAGAUGGCAGAGGAGUAGAGGCGAAUGGCCUGAGAGUGUCUACGGAAGUCCUGAACUCAGAAAGAAAUAGACAACAGAAGGAACACCGAGCAGGGAUUGAAAGCCUCUCUGAACAGCUGAAACAUGCUCACAGCACCAUAGAGGAUCUGGACCAGCAGCUGAGAGCUGCUCUGGAGGAGAAUGUGUCCCUGCAGAAGCAGCUGAUCAGAGUAGAGCAGAGGUUACUGGCCUGUGGGAGAAAUGGCCUGCCGUACCCCGAGCUUGCUGAGGAGCAGGCUGCUGGUGAGGAGCUGAAGGGGGAGCUGGAGCGGAUGCAGAAGGAGGUGGAGCUGCUGAGAGUGCGGGUGAAGCAGGCGGAGAAGGUGCAGGAGCUGGCUGACAUGCUGCAGGAGAGCCACAGAACGCUGGUGUCCACCAACGAGCGUCUGCUCGCGGAUCUGGAAGAGUGCCGCUCACGUCACAGGGCGGAGAUGGAGGAGAAGCAGGCUCGCCACAGGGCUGAGGUGGAGAAGCUUCACUUCAGCUUCAGCGAGCUGAGCAGGACCCUCAGCCUGAUGUCCGGCAUUAACAAGGCCAGAACCCAGGACGGCUGAAGUAGUAGUAGUAGUCACACUAGUUAUUUAUUUAUUUUAAUUUUUAACUGCACUUAAGUGAUAGGAAAGUGAGGAUUCAUGAAUCUCAAAAUGGGUGGUUUACUGAAAAUAACCAAUUGACUGAGCAGCUCAGCUAAUAAAAACUCUUACUCGAGAAAAACACUGUGAUUGGUUCAGAUCAGCUAGUCGCGCUCAACACAUUAUCAUCAACAAUUUGAAGCUUCACUUUCCUAUCGCUUGGCUUCGGGGUGUAUAUUUAUUUCUUCUUGGGUGUACAACAUGUACUUUAAUAUUUGAAAAUUUAUGUUGUGUACUUGCAUACCUUUAUGUAUGUUGUUUCUUAUUUAUUAUUAUAGUCAUGGCAUUAACAAAUGUACUGACCGUUUUGAGUGUUGGAAGAAAGCUGAAUCUACAAUUCAGAAGAUCUAGUGCCUGUUUUAACUGCAAACCCUUAGUGUCUUCUCCAGUUUGAGAAGUUGCAUUUCAUCCUGUCCUGAAGAUGAAUGUGACCUUUGGCCAGUUGUUGUAGCUAUUCAUAACAGACGCACAACAUCUAGUGUUAUGGACUGCUUAUGUAUGCAACAGUAAGUACAGCUGUCACUGUAAAGCAAAUCAUGUUACCCAUCUUUGAAAUACUGGGUUUCUGUAGCUUCAAUUUAAUAAAUUGUUCCAUUAAUGCUA